This is a messenger RNA of Diabrotica virgifera virgifera (western corn rootworm), 628 nucleotides long. RefSeq lists its product as uncharacterized. Gene Ontology annotation, biological process: monoatomic anion transport. Gene Ontology annotation, molecular function: transmembrane transporter activity. The coding region runs from base 47 to 613 and encodes 188 amino acids. The transcript has 3 exons. The record is from RefSeq and is a predicted model, not a curated record. NCBI's taxonomy places the organism in Eukaryota, Metazoa, Arthropoda, Insecta, Coleoptera, Chrysomelidae. Gene Ontology annotation, cellular component: plasma membrane.
GCAUGCACCUCCAUACAAACAGAUUUUCCUGAGUUUUCCUUUUUGGAUGUUAAAUAUUUUACAUUUCGGAAAUUUGUGGGGACUCUAUUUACAACUGCAGAGCGUACCCAAAUUCAUGGCAGAAGUUGUUGGUUUUAGUCUUAAAGAGGCAGGAGCAUUAGGAGCUUUACCUCAUCUAAUGAGAAUGAUCUUUGGUACUGCGUAUGGGUCGAUUGGAGAUUACUUAAAGAAGAAUAAAGUAAUGUCUCCAAAAGCUAUAAGAAAAUCAUUUAUUCUAGCGUCUCAUAUUAUACCUGGGAUAUUGAUGAUAUGUGUCAUUUUUAUGGGUUGCAAUUGGGUGCCGUUAAUAAUUUUACUAACAUUCAGCAUGGCUAUUAAUGGAGCAGCUGUGUUAACUAAUUUACAGAAUCCUCAAGAUCUAGCACCCAACUUUGCAGGUUCUAUUUUCGGAAUUAUUAGUUGUAUAGGAGGUACCACUGGAUUCUUAGUACCUGCGAUUACAGGGGCAUUUAUUCAGAAACAUAUUUGGGAACACUUAAUAAUCGGAGGGGGCCAAGUCAGGAGAGUAAGCCGCAUGAGAAAGGGCGGAGGUAAAUUCCUCACCAACCAGUAAAACCAUAUAAUCCGA